This is a messenger RNA of Mesorhabditis belari, 1203 nucleotides long. The record is from the annotation of a GenBank genome assembly. NCBI's taxonomy places the organism in Eukaryota, Metazoa, Nematoda, Chromadorea, Rhabditida, Rhabditidae.
AUGCGGCUCUCCCGGAGGUUUUUCGGCCCUUUUGUUGGUGCUAUUGCUAAACGAUUAGAACAUUAUUCGCAAUUCCAGCCUUCACCGCUGACGAUUCAACAAUAUCUCGAUUUUGGGCGAACUGGCACUGCCACAACGUCUUACAUGUUUCUCAAAAAUGAACUUCUGGUUCGACUUUCGAACAUUAUGCAGGAAAUCAGUCUGCUUCCCCCAACGCUCUUAGAAAUGCCAUCAUCAAAAAUGGUUGCAGGAUGGUAUCAAGACAGUUUUGAAGAGCUGCUUGAAUUUGAGAAUAAGGACCCUACGACAGAUACUGUGAACAAAUUUAACGAUCAUCUACAGUCAAUUUUGAAAAGGCAUUCACAUGUGGUGGAAACAAUGGCGGAAGGAUUGAUUGAGCUGCGAGAUAGAAAUGGAGUUGAUAUUGCUUCCGAGAAGGGGAUCCAAUACUUUCUCGACAGAUUUUAUAUCAACCGAAUAUCAAUCAGAAUGCUACAAAAUCAACACCUGGUAGUCUUCGGAAAUGUGUUGCCUGAAAGCCCUCGUCAUGUAGGAUGCAUCGAUCCAGGGUGUGACGUCGAAAGUGUUGUUUAUGAUGCAUUUGAGAACGCUAGAUUCCUUUGUGAUCGAUAUUACCUCGUUUCUCCAUCAAUGCAACUGGAAAUGUAUAAUGCUGUCGAAAAGGAGAAACCUAUCUCGAUAGUUGCCGUGCCGAGUCAUCUGUAUCAUAUCAUGUUUGAGUUAUUCAAGAAUGCUAUGCGCGCAACGAUUGAGCAUCAUGGAGUCGACGAUGAUCUUCCAAAUAUUCGUAUCCGUGUUGUGCGUGGUCCAGAAGAUUUGAGUAUUAAGAUAAGUGAUCGUGGUGGCGGUGUUUCAAGAACUAUCCUGGAUCGCCUUUUUAAUUACAUGUACAGCACAGCCCCGCCACCGGCUCGUGAUGGUACUCAAGCGCCUUUGGCUGGUUAUGGUUAUGGACUUCCACUUUCACGCCUAUAUGCUCGUUAUUUUCUUGGUGAUUUGUUUCUAGUCUCAAUGGAAGGUUACGGAACAGAUGCUUGCAUUUACAUGAAGGCAGUGCCGGUAGAAGCCAACGAGUUGUUGCCUAUUUACAGCACGUCCUCUCGUCGAAAUCUGACUAUGGCAGCACAGGUUCCUGAUUGGAGUCACACGGUUCCCGGACAAGGAAAUCGACCAAUUAGCCAU